This is a messenger RNA of Epinephelus fuscoguttatus (brown-marbled grouper), 1768 nucleotides long. RefSeq names its product cytochrome c oxidase assembly protein COX18, mitochondrial. The record is from RefSeq and is a predicted model, not a curated record. Gene Ontology annotation, biological process: mitochondrial respiratory chain complex IV assembly; protein insertion into mitochondrial inner membrane from matrix. Gene Ontology annotation, molecular function: membrane insertase activity. Lineage: Eukaryota; Metazoa; Chordata; Actinopteri; Perciformes; Serranidae. Gene Ontology annotation, cellular component: mitochondrial inner membrane. The transcript has 7 exons. Bases 233 to 1600 code for a protein of 455 amino acids.
CUUACGUAAAGUUAUUUUUUCCUCUGUGCCGUCACAUUUACCCGACACGCGGUGAUAAACACCGUGACGUCAUAUGUGUGGGACGCCGUGAUGCCGGUGGAUGGAAGGAUGAAGGUGAAAGAAUAAAAAAUGAAAUCAGUUUAAAUGAUUUAGUCUGAACCACAGAUUAUUUACACAGCAGAGAGCCGGAUACAGGUCACCUGACGGCUGACGUCACACAGGAGGGGUCGGCAUGUUGAGUGUGGCGGGGUCGUUGAGGACCAGCGUCCUGCAGCUUCCUGUACGAGGAGUCUGUUCUGCGACAUUCAACAGGAAAUCUUCUGCACCUGGUCACACCUGUACUGCACCGCCGUCAGCUGGAUGUCCUGCAGUUUGCUGUCACAUGUUACCUGUCAGGACGCUGUCAGCUGUCAGGGGUCUGUCAAACGUUGGGACUUUAUCCGGCGCUGGGACGCUGUCAGGUGUAGGGACGCUGUCAGGUGUAGGGACGCUGUCAGGUGUAGGGACGCUGUCAGGUGUUCGGAGGCUCUCAGGUGUAGGGAGGUUGUCAGGUGUAGGGAGGUUGUCAGGUGUAGGGAGGUUGUCAGGUGUAGGGAGGUUGUCAGGUGUAGGGACACUGUCAGGUGUAGGGAGGUUGUCAGGUGUAGGGACACUGUCAGGUGUAGGGACGCUGUCAGGUGUAGGGAGGUUGUCAGGUGUAGGGAGGUUGUCAGGUGUAGGGACGCUGUCAGGUGUUCGGAGGCUCUCAGGUGGAGGCCAUGAUGACAGUGCAGGUGCAGCCGGCUGGUACAGCAGCCUCUCUGACUCGGCUCCGGUUCACCUGAGCGAACACUUCCUGGUGAGUGUGCAGCAGAUGAGCGGGCUGCCGUGGUGGCUGAGCAUCGUCGUGGCGACGCUGUCGGUCAGGACGCUCAUCACUCUGCCGCUCGCCGCCUACCAGAUGGUGAUCAUAUCCAAGGUGGAGGCGCUGCAGGCGGAGAUCUCAGAGCUGGCGAAGAGGCUUCGAUACGAAGUUUCAGUCCGAGCACGAGAAAGAGGCUGGACGGAGAAAGAGUGCCGGUUUCAGUUCAAGAAGAAUCUGCGUCGUAUCGUCUCUCAGCUCUACGUCAGAGACAACUGUCACCCGUUCAAAGCCAGUGUGCUGGUCUGGGUUCAGCUGCCUCUGUGGAUCAGCUUCUCUCUGGCCCUCAGAAACCUGAGUCUGGAUCAGUCCGCACUGCACUCUGACCUGGCAGCAGGGGGCGCUCUGUGGUUCUCUGACCUCACCUCACCUGACUCCACCUGGAUCCUACCUGUCUGCCUCGGACUCAUCAACCUGCUCAUCGUAGAGGUGUUUUCUCUUCAGAGAGUCAACCCGUCUCGUUUACAGAAGACAGUGACGAACUUCAUCAGAGCGUUCUCAGUGUUGAUGAUUCCCAUCGCUGCCACUGUUCCUUCUUCCAUGGCUCUGUACUGGUUUACCUCCAGUCUGGUGGGAUUCAGUCACAACCUCUUCCUUCGUUCUCCGACGAUCCACAAAAUCCUCAAACUGCGAAGUCACAGAUCAGACUCUCCGUACAGAGACCUGCUUUCCGCCUUCAUCACCAAAUACUGCAGAUAAAGACACAGACGGAUCAGAGACAUGUUUAUGAGAUAAAUCAGUGACGGAACAUUUCAUUGAUAUUUAACUGCUGUUCAGCUGGUUGUGAUGUUGAGAUGUUGUACUGAUCCAGUCAUUGAUUGAUUGAUCUGUGUGUUGAUUAAUAAACUGAAACUUGUGUUGAUAUGA